UAGAAUAGUCGGAACAGUUUGAAUUUGAAGAAGGUUUUAGAAAAGAACGUGACUUUUAAUUAUGUAAAAAUUAUAUGUCUUAGUACAUUCUGCUUAGUUAAAAACGUUGUUAUUAAAAACAUGAUGUUUGGAAAAGAAUCUGAGAUCAUCCGUUUUUGAAACAAAUUAUCCUGCUGUGUAAUCAACCGUUCUUCUUCUCAGCACACCGCAUUCGCCAAAAUGAAAACUAUUUUUGAUUGCCAUUUUCCGUAUCAACAAAUAAAUAAUUCAUAGUGGCAAAAGUGUAUAUCUUUCGGUUUCUGGUCAAAGGCACUUUCCUCCCACUAAAAGACAUUACACUAUUUACUUCUGCCAAAAUCUACACUUUUUGUAAAUUUUGAACAGAUAAAAGUUUACUAUUCAGCAAUGGCAUCUCGUUCAAAGAUCCAUGGUGGCGGCAAACAGUUUGUGUGUGAAACUUGUUCAAAGCUAUUUUCUUCGUGUUCCAGUUUAAAGACGCAUAUAAGAAUCCAUACUGGCGAAAAGCCGUAUCCGUGCGAUUAUUGUUCAAAAACAUUUUCUGACCUUACACACUUAAGGACGCAUAUAAUUGGCCACACUGGCAAAAAGCCUUUUUCGUGCGAACAUUGCUCGAGGGCAUUUCCUACAAAUUUUGAGUUAAAGAAACAUACAAGAGUCCAUACCGGCGAAAAGCCAUACAAGUGUGACUAUUGUUUAAAGGCGUUUUCUCAAAGUUCAGGAUUAAGGACACAUAUGAAGAUCCAUACUGGCGAAAAGUCCCAUUUAUGUGAAUUUUGUUCAAAGAGUUUUACCAACGCUUCACACUUAAGGAAUCAUACGAGAAUCCAUACUGGCGAAAAGCCAUUUUCGUGUGAAAUCUGUUCAAAGGCGUUCCGUCAGCAGGGGACCUUGAAGGAACAUGUGAGAGUCCAUACUGGCGAAAAACCCUACUCAUGCGACUAUUGUUUAAAAGCGUUUUCUAGAGCUUUGCAUUUGAAGGUGCAUAUGCGAGUCCAUACUGGCGAACGGUUGCAUUCGUGCGAAAUAUGUUCAAAGACUUUUCGUUCAGCUUCGUACGUCAAGAAACAUGCGAGGAGCGCCCAUAAUGGCGAAAAGCCGCAUUCGUGUGAUUAUUGUAAGAAAACGUUUUCUGACAUUGGACGCUUGAAAAGACACAUGAGAUACGUGUGCAAGACUUUCCGUCCCGAGACGGAUUUCCGUCCCUCCGAUUUCGCCGAGACGGAACGACAAUCAGAUCACAUUUCUUCAGUUUUUACUUCCAAAGCAACAAAAAAUUAUUCAUUUUAAUAUUUAUUCAUCAAUAAUGUACCAU
Uloborus diversus is the source of this 1333-nucleotide messenger RNA. Its product is annotated as zinc finger protein 492-like. Gene Ontology annotation, biological process: regulation of transcription by RNA polymerase II. Lineage: Eukaryota; Metazoa; Arthropoda; Arachnida; Araneae; Uloboridae. The record is from RefSeq and is a predicted model, not a curated record. Gene Ontology annotation, molecular function: RNA polymerase II cis-regulatory region sequence-specific DNA binding; DNA-binding transcription factor activity. The transcript has a single exon. The coding region runs from base 406 to 1308 and encodes 300 amino acids.